AUGUUUGCCGGUAUAUCAGUCUUUGCUGAUGCCCAACGGCUUUAUGACGAAGCAUCUAUUUCUGAUCCCCCUCCAGCAACUCCCAUUGCCUUUCCCCGCUACCAACCCAUUGCCCACGAGGAUGCCUCUGUUGAACUCUCAGACUCUCUCGCAAGCCUCCUCUCUAGCACCGGCAGACGGCCUCCGAGACUGGUCCCCUCGGCCCUCUCCGCUAUUGGACUAGAUCUCAGCGCCGACGCCAACCUGCAACAGCUUAUUCCUGACCCGUCUUUGAUACCCGACUUUGCCACUUGGGAUCGCAUGACAUUGGAGCAGUCUCAGGAUGCCGAUGAAUCCACUCGUCGACCUUUGUCCGCUGCCAACCAUAGACUCUCACCUGGCUGCCAUGUUUACCUGGAACGAAAGACGGAGCUUUCCAACACCAAUUCCGACGCCUUUCGCACCGUCAGGCGCGUACAGCCACCAAUGGGCAAGCAGCCAGCUCGUCUUGGUAGCGCUUAUGAGUUCUUUCGUCAGCUUGAACAGAUAACCACAUAUUGGGAUGACCCAACCAAAGUCCCCAGUCUUCCACCGUCUCCAGAGAUUGCUGCCAAAGAUGUUGCCAAAGAUGAUGUUGCCAACGACGUUGCUAACGAUGUUGCCAACGAUGUUGCCGUCGCGCCCUCGGAGACGCCCUCCAACACGGCACCUCCUCAAGCCCCGAAUGCCCCUCGCCGCACCCUCGCCGGCCACCAAAUGCCCGCCUCUCUGCGCCAUAGCCUUGUAGCUACCUUUGUCAAGAUGAUAGCCUAUGAAUUUGGAUGCACAGCCAGCCCUUCUAGAACUGAGCCUCGCUUGCAUCUUCAAUCGCCCCGUGACAGCGCCGCCUCGCCGCGCAAAUCCUACUUCCCAUCCCGCUGCCAGUUCAUUUUCCAGAACCCUCAGUCGCGAGAAGCAUCCCGUGCUGGCCUCUCCUACGGCCCCGUCGCCGCCAUCAGUUGCCGUCCCGACACUAGUUUCACAAGGCCUGAUCCCGAGUCUGCUCAGUCCUUGGACCUGGCAAAGGAAAUCAUUGCUGCUCUCAUCACCGCUCAACACCGCGCCCGUCAAGGCAAAGAUGAGAUUCGCUUCGGCUUCGGCCAGUGGUGGGUAACUGAACCGCGCUGGGGUGGUGCCCACGGCGGUCCCAUUGGCCGGGAGAUACAAAACGACGGUAUAUCAGGCGACAAGGACUUGCCGCCAGACGCAAAGGAUGAAGCCACCGAUCUCACGCCCCCAACCAAGAAAUCUCGGAAAACUGGGUAUAUGUAUGAUAACUACCGCAUGAUCCGGCCCCCGGCUGCCACCUGGGACCGCAAGGUCAAGUACAUGCCCAUAGGCAAACAGGCAGGCACAAACUACGAGGACAUAUUCAUCGUCAGCAGCCUCUUUCAUCACCUAUCUGUCCUCCGCGUCCGCGUGCCCCUUCGUCUUCUUGAAGUUCUCGACGGCGCACCUGACCCAGACCCGACGCGCCGCAGCUGGGGCACCGUGCGGGCCUGGCGCACGCCCUGGUACGACUUGUUUGAUACCAGGGACAGAAUCAAGGCGAUGCAAAUCAUCUGGAGCGUCAUGGCGUAUCAGAUGCGCGCAGACACUGGGGACGCACAGGCAAGAGACUCAAGUACUUGA
This is a messenger RNA of Cordyceps militaris CM01, 1650 nucleotides long. RefSeq lists its product as uncharacterized. The record is from RefSeq and is a predicted model, not a curated record. The transcript is spliced from 2 exons. Lineage: Eukaryota; Fungi; Ascomycota; Sordariomycetes; Hypocreales; Cordycipitaceae. Bases 1 to 1650 code for a protein of 549 amino acids.